CCUAAUAACCACGCGAAUAUCAACGAUGGACUCCGACUCCGAUUCAGAUUUUGUGUCCUUUGGGACCCCUCUUGAAAUAAUUGAGGAAGAUGAGCCUCUUCCAAAACCUAUAUCAGUACAGGACCGGGUUGUUCAUGAUCGACAAGGUCGUCAACGUUUCCAUGGAGCCUUUACUGGAGGGUUUUCAGCUGGCUUCUUCAACACGGUCGGAUCUAAAGAGGGUUUUACCCCUUCAACCUUUGUAUCAUCAAGAGGGAAGAAGGCUGAUCAACAUGAUCACAAACCAGAGGAUUACAUGGAUGAAGAUGACAAAGGAGAGUGUGGGAUAGCUCCACGAAAGCUUGUAACAACUCAGAGGUUUGCUGGUGAGGAGGUGGGAUCCAAGAAAAGACCAGCCCCAGAUGUCAGCAUCAUCCCUGAUGAUGGUAGGAUACAAGACAUCAUUAAACCUACAGAAUGAUGGGAAGGUUUAUGGAUGUGCCAGACCACCAAUCCUUGAACCACAGGGUGAUGAUGAGGGUGACAAGGAAGAUGAUGACGAGAGCCCAAAUGAAGAUAGCGAUGAAGAGGACUUCAUGAGGGGCUAAUUCCUCUUUGCUCCGGAUGAUAUUCAAGACUUCAUGUUUGCUCUCAAGGAUGACCAGCACGGCAUCGGCUACCAAGGGAUGGACUCCAGGUCUAUACUCGGUGGUCAUGUGACUCUAUUCGACGACCCAGUCAUGAAGCAGAACAGAAGACAAGGCAUCAAGAGUAGCGUAAGUAAUAUAAUUAAU
Strongylocentrotus purpuratus (purple sea urchin) is the source of this 773-nucleotide messenger RNA. Its product is annotated as G patch domain-containing protein 1-like. Bases 26 to 460 code for a protein of 144 amino acids. The transcript is spliced from 5 exons. Gene Ontology annotation, biological process: mRNA processing. Gene Ontology annotation, cellular component: nucleus. Gene Ontology annotation, molecular function: RNA binding. The record is from RefSeq and is a predicted model, not a curated record. NCBI's taxonomy places the organism in Eukaryota, Metazoa, Echinodermata, Echinoidea, Camarodonta, Strongylocentrotidae.